UACAUUAACACCUUGAAGCUGAUGUAAUCCAUCUUUUAACUAGAGUGGCACUCAGUAGAGUGCAUACCUCAGCCAAGGCCAAACAAUCCGACACACGUCUGUCGAGCUCUUAUCUGCGUAUUUACCAGUUUCACCAGAAUUUGGAGAGAAGAAUGGAUUCUUCCCUUGCUCAUGCCCCAUCCCUCCACCAAGUUUCAUGCAAAUCAGUUCAGUACUUUUUGUGUUAUCCUGCUGACAAAUAAACUAAUAGACACACUUGAAAACAGAACCUCCUUGGUAAAUCAUGGAAUAAUCCAGAUCCAAUUUACAAAAUUAAUCAUGUAAACAUAUUCUUAUUAGGCAUAAAACAGGAAUUGUUCCUUUUUUAAUUUUUAAAAGAAUUUCCCAAACAAAAGCUGUCUCCAUUAAAGCCUUAAAGUGUUGUUGAGUAUGUUGACACCACCAGCUCUCACUGUGGCACUAAUAAUCCCUCAUACAGCCCUCGACAGAUGGUUGCUUUCAACGAUUGGACCACGCGUGUCUCCUCCUCCUCCUCAGCGGCAGGAUUUACCGCAGCCUGCUGCAGACUGUGAAACACAGACACUGAGCAGAUGUUGGGAAGCACCUGCUCAUCAACAGCAUGUGUUAAAUGUGAGAGUAUCUUAACCAUUUCUGAAUAUUACGCCUGUAUUACUGCGGUCUUCCAAACAUUUUACAUCGUGUUGACGGAUAAUUUCCUAAAUCCGCGAUGUCCAUCAAAAGCAAAAAGUGAGACAUUCCUUCAGGGGCGUCUGCGUUUUCACCACUGCCCUGUCAGUGCGCAGUGACAGCCCUCCACACCACAACAGAGACUAUCGGUUAAACUACAACCCGGUCCCUCUCUGCGCGCCCUGCCACCGCCACCGGAGCAGCGAUGCCUCCCGGUGUUGUGACUGCGCCACGGAGCUCGUCAGCCGGCUGCUUCUGCGUCUGCUGCGGGGCGAAGAUGAGACCUCAUUUCACCGAGAACUCCGUGAUCUCUCAGGGGGAAAUUUAUCAGCUCAUCAGUGAAAGUUUCCUGACAGUUAAAGGAGCUGCUCUUUUCUUACCUCGAGGAAAUGGCUCCUCCCCUUCUUCUGCCUCUCGCUUUUCUCAGCUGCGCAGCAAACAUGCAGGAGACAUCCAGCAGCACCUGCAAACCAUGUUCACUCUCCUCAGACCAGAGGAUAACAUCAAAUUGGCGGUUCGUUUGGAGAGUGCACACCCUCACGUCACCCGCUACAUGGUGGUGGUCUCAACCAACGGCCGUCAGGACACGGAGGAGAGCGUGGUGCUGGGAAUGGAUUUCAGUCCUGUGGAUAGUUCAUGUUCUGUAGGGCUGGUUUUGCCUUUAUGGAGCGACACGUUGAUUCAUCUGGAUGGAGAUGGGGGUUUCAGUGUGUCAACUGAUAACAGAGUGCAUGUUUUCAAGCCUGUUUCUGUGCAGGCCAUGUGGUCAGCCCUCCAGUCGCUCCAUAAAGCAUGCGAGGUGGCUCGUUGUCACAACUACUUCCCAGGCAGCUUGUUCCUCACCUGGGUUAGCUACUAUCAGAGCAGGGUCUCCUCCGACCAGGCACGCAUCAACGAGUGGAAUGCCAUGCAGGAUGUACAGUCACACCGUGCCGAUUCACCCGUCCUCUUCUCUGAUGCACCUACAGAAAGAGAGCUGACAGAGCGUCAGAUUAAAACCAGUCUGAGGGAGAUCAUGAUGCAGAAAGACCUUGAGAAUGUCACCUGCAAAGAGAUCCGCACAGAGCUGGAAAUGCACAUGACAUGCAAUCUGCGAGAGUUCAAAGAGUUCAUCGACAACGAGAUGAUUGUCAUUCUGGGCCAGAUGGACAGUCCUACAGAGAUCUUUGAUCACGUCUUUUUGGGAUCUGAGUGGAAUGCAUCCAAUUUGGAGGAGUUGCAGAAGAGCGGGGUUCAGUACAUCCUGAAUGUAACAAGGGAGAUUGAUAACUUCUUCCCUGGUGUGUUUGAGUACCACAACAUCCGUGUUUACGAUGAGGAGGCCACCGACCUGCUUGCCUAUUGGAAUGACACCUACAAGUUUAUAUCUAGAGCCAAGAAAGCCGGGUCCAAGUGUCUGGUGCACUGUAAAAUGGGUAUAAGUCGCUCUGCAGCCACGGUGAUUGCUUACGCCAUGAAGGAGUACGGCUGGGAUUUGAAAAAAGCCUUUGAUUAUGUCAAGGAGCGUCGAGCUGUGACCAAACCCAACCCGUCUUUUAUGAGACAGCUGGAGGAGUAUCAGGGCAUACUGCUGGCCAGCAAGCAGAGGCACAACAAACUGUGGCGUUCUCACUCUGACAGCGACCUGUCCGAGCACCAUGAGCCACUGUCUAAAUCCUACGCCCAGCCUCACAGCCUGGGUCGCUCUGACCCCCAUAACCAGGCCAGUGGCACGCCUGGUCCCUCUGUGAAAGAGCUGCUGGAAUCACUGGGAACUUCGGCCAGUGCUGGCAAAGUGUCUCACUCCACUAGCCAGACUGAUGCUGGCAUCCAGCCCAAUCAGCUCAGCUCUUCAUCCUUCAAGGGGGUGGCAGCUCUACCGGGUGAUGCUGACGCUCCAAGCCUCGAGGCUCCUUCUCAUUCUGCUGUCGCCCAGAGCAGCCAGCUGGAUCCCCCUUGUCCUGAAUCCACAGCUGGCUCUGUGUCUCCGUUAUCUCCUCCGCUUUCCAAUGGCUUAUGUGACGCUGAGGAGCAGCCCCCAUCACCACCUCUCUCCCAGCCGAGGGCCGCCACUGUGGUGCCUGAGCCUCAAAAGACAGACAUGGUGACUGUUGCACAGAGUGUUUUGGUGGGCCAGCCCCACCCACCUCCAUCCCUUCACCACCUCCCCCUCUCCUCUGCUCCGUCCCCGACUCCAGCCUGCAUGGAUGAGGUUGUCAAGCCACAGGUGUUGUCCUGCCCUCUGCCUGUGACAAAACCAAUGUUAGUGUCAGUGCCUGAGCCCAUGACAACAGCAAGCACACAAUUUGCCGGACCCCAGUGUCUGUCUGCACCAGUGCCUGUCAAAAAAACAUACUGUGACCAACAGAUGUGUGGCUUGUCUUUGAACGGUUUAGCAGCCCAUCCUCCCUCCACUAGUGAUUUUAUCAGCUAUCCCAGUGCCAUUCUGCAAGACAAUGAGAUGUUGUUCGGCCACAGUGCAGAUCACAUUAACUUUUUCAGUGCCAGGGAAAAGUUCAAGGGAAUGAGUCAAGAUGGUAAAACUCACUGUGCUGUGGCGCAGCAGUCGCCCCAGCUGAAGAGUUGUGCCAAGGAACAGCAACCACUGCUUCAAGUUGUCUCCACUAGUGAGGGGAAGGAGGAUGAGAAAAUAAAGGAAAUGACUGUUCCUGUGCAGGUCACAGGACUGAAACCUACAGUACAUGCAGACACUUCAUCUCUUGACACUCUUAGCCAACCGGAGCCUCAGGGCCCUCACAACCAGGAAGUGAGGAAGUUGAGGCAGGAAAUAGAGGAUAGAGAUGUUUCAUCACAAAAGGAAACUGAGAAUGUAAAAGAGGAGGUGAAAAACAAGGAAGAGGAGGAGGUGGCUCCCGCUCGUCUCUACAGCGAUUGGACGAGGGGGUCCGUGCGGCGUGUCACGCGCCAGCUGGAGCAAAGAAUGAAACAGGAGCACGAUACUCCAUUGCCCUCGUCAUCUCCACCGUCCCUCUCCGGCAGUACCUCCUGCUCUCAGCGGCGUUUGCCCAGCGUACAGGAUGCAUCAGUUUGCCCGGAGGUGUCAGUAGUUAGCACUGUGCAGGAGGAGCAGGAGGAGGAUGAUGGGAAGCUUGGACCAGUUAAAAGUGAGAGUGGUGAUGUAGUUGAGAUGGGGGCACUAGGAAAUAAUGACAGAAGCACAAAAGGACACAAACUCCAGCCUGCUGAUAAUAGAUUGCUCUCUACCUCUUCUCCUCUCCACCACUUUGGCCAGUCUCCCUUUGCCUCUGUGAACUUCCUGUGUCUGGAGGGCGUGACAGAGUUUGAGUCAGGCACAGACUGGGACUGCUCCACAGAGGGAUUCCAUAGUGACAUUGUCAUGAGGGAGACAUGGGAGACUUUGUGUGAGCUGGGUGCUUUCCUGCAGCAAGUUAGCGUGGGUGGAGCUUGCAAGACCAGGUGUGUGGACCAUGUUUUUGGCCUCAGUGCCAGAACCACUCAGAAGCGAGGCAGCAGCAUCCAGAAGAGAGUCAGGGAGGUAGAAGCCAGGAUUCGCCAGGCGGGGCUGACCCCUCCAUCCUUGAUGAAGCGGUCAGCCUCUUUGGCCAAACUGGGUUGUCUGGAGCUGCUCGCCAAUGACCUGAGUGAGUGGGAGCUCAGCCGUUCCUCUGUAUCUCAGCCCUCAGCACAACCUCCAGUCCACACAAUUAACGAUGAGUCCAAGAAGCAGCGGGUCCACGAUUCUCCUGCCACAGCUGGCCAGCAGCCAGAUGUCCCCGGGAUCGGUGCGGAGAGACUCUCUGAAGCUGAGGAAACCUCACCUGGAAUCUCUCCAGCACCGACUCAGAGCCCACAGGGAGGAAAAGUCGCUAACACUAGCCAAGAUUCUCUGCAUUCGCCUGGGCCAACACUUAUGGCAACAAGGCAGCAAUACGGAAGGACUCACCCCCUGAGGCGGCUUAAGAAAAGAACUGUUAGUACCCUUUACCACACCAUGUAACCCUCACUGUGUGUCUGUGUGUGUGUGAGAGAGAAACCGUUGAUAAUGUGCACCUGUGAGAAAUGGAGAUUCAAGUGCAUACGUUGGAUUUAUUCAGCAAGACAAACCAAUGCCUCUUGCCUUAAAGGGUAUGUUGAGUAGUUUCUGUGUGUUUUUUUCCCCCUGCAGAUCCACCAAGAGCCUCUGUGAAAUCUGUGAUACGAGAUGUUUGUCUCAGUGGAAGAUCAGUGACAAGGCUCUGAAGGUUCUGGUUAAUUGAAAUAAAAAACUCAAAGUUAGAUUGGAAGAAGUCUUUUAAAAAGCAGCAGAAUCAAUCAUACAAAUGUGUAAUGUUAAUUUGAGCCUACACAUACUUUUUUUUUUUUUUUUUUUUUUUUUUUACAUCAUUGCUGGUUUCUCCAUCAUCAACUUGAUAUUUACUUGAUUGCUGUUGGUUGACUGAACAGUUUGACCUGAUGUUAGGUGGAAUGCCUGUUUUCCUCUUCUUGUGCAUUCAUGUCUCUUCAUCAAUAUUUGCUAGUUGUGCUGGGUAGCUACCAAGAAAAUGACACAGCUGGUCUUCGGAUACAAUCUGACUAAUUAGAUUAAUCUGCCCAACAUCAAUUCAGCACUCAAACAGACAUCUCAAUCUUUCAAAAAGAAUAAUUUAAUCAACUUUGAUUCAUUUGGCAGAUUUACACACAAUAACACAAGUCAAAGUCAAUUCUGCCAUCUUGAGACUGAUUUUUAUGGAUGGGUUGUGCUAGCAGUAGUGCAUCUAAACACACAAAAAGCUCAGGUCGAACCACAGGGACCACAGAUCAGUGUUUUGUCCCCAAAGAGAUGUGUAUCCAGAGCUGGUGACGGGAACGUCAGCUGAAAGUGGUUGCAUAGCUGUACAACAAAUUGCAAAGAGAAGAGGCACGCUGUUUAUUUUAUGUUUGUUUUGAAUACACAAUACCUCAGUACGUCUGAACCAAAUCUGACCUGCACAAAUGUCAGGCUCUGGAUUUCCUGAAAUGUCUCAAUCAGAAACAGUUUCAAUUUCACUACUUGAUAAACUGAAGUAAACUUGUCUCUCUCAUGUCCUCUCACGGUUCUGAUGCCACUCAGACUAGAUGGUUUUUGUUUGUAUGUUUUACUGUGUGGGAGAAAGGUUAGGUUAGGGGACUGGGGUUUUUUGUUAUGUUUGGGUUGUAAAGGUCUAUGUUGUCAGUGUUGACAUUUUAGGAACUGUACAUGUUUUUAUAUCUGGUUUGUGUCGGUGUGUGAGUGUGACUGUGUAGCACAACUUUACCAUGUGGGUGUGUACAUUCUUCCUUUUUUUUUUUUAAUUGAUCGUUAUUUCUUUUGUACACUUUUUAGGAGUGUGCCUGUGACUGGCAAAUGAAGCUUCUCUGCAGCCUAUCAGAAAUGUCUGUACAGAGAGGUCUGUCAUACAUGCACUUUACUCCCUUUUUAAUUUUAAAUGUGGCUUAGUUUUAAGUGGGUUUUUUAUGUUUGGUUGCUACUUUUGGGGAGCAUGCUUAGGUAGUAGCAGCUGUUGGGUAUGUGUGUAUAUUGUCAAAAACUGACUUUUUUUUUUUAGUUUUCUUUAUUUUAAACUAUCAGUGUAAAUAUUCUUUUAUAUCAUGUGCUUCAACUGUGACCAUUAAACAAUGGAAAUGA
Lates calcarifer (barramundi perch) is the source of this 6292-nucleotide messenger RNA. It is a transcript of the gene ssh2b, whose product is annotated as slingshot protein phosphatase 2b. The coding region runs from base 893 to 4645 and encodes 1250 amino acids. The record is from RefSeq and is a predicted model, not a curated record. NCBI's taxonomy places the organism in Eukaryota, Metazoa, Chordata, Actinopteri, Centropomidae. Gene Ontology annotation, molecular function: protein tyrosine/serine/threonine phosphatase activity; actin binding. The transcript has 14 exons. Gene Ontology annotation, cellular component: cytoplasm. Gene Ontology annotation, biological process: negative regulation of actin filament polymerization; protein dephosphorylation; actin cytoskeleton organization.